Messenger RNA from Ichthyophthirius multifiliis, 952 nucleotides. RefSeq names its product leishmanolysin family protein, putative. Gene Ontology annotation, biological process: cell adhesion; proteolysis. Gene Ontology annotation, molecular function: metalloendopeptidase activity. NCBI's taxonomy places the organism in Eukaryota, Ciliophora, Oligohymenophorea, Hymenostomatida. The transcript is spliced from 2 exons. The annotation marks the transcript as partial. Gene Ontology annotation, cellular component: cytoplasm; membrane. The record is from RefSeq and is a predicted model, not a curated record.
AUGCAAGAUCACUAUGAGAAAAUGUACAGAACAUAUGAAAAAAUGGAAAAAUCAAACAUUGACUAACGUAUUCUUUAAGCAGGUUAGGGGCCUUAGCCUAUAAGAAUAACUACAGACUAUACCAUGCUAAAUUAAUUUGAUAAGGGAAUAACAGAAUAAUAAAAAAACUACUUGAUAAAUCUUAUGGAAACAUCCAUACUUUAUUUCUAAAGACUUUUGAAAGUAUAUUAAUUAAGUGAAAUUAACAUCUUUCCUAAAAUAUUUAAAGGAACAUGUAUUGAUCAUAUAGUUUCUAAUAAUGAUUAAACAAAAGGAAUUCCUAAAUCGGAUUUACACAUAUACGUCCGUUAUAGCAAAUAAUUUACUUAAACGGUUGCAAAUGCUGGAUUUUGUGCUUAUUCUAAUAUAGGAUAUACUAGACCUACUUUUGGAAGAAUUAAUUUUAACUUAUUAAAUAUUAAUAAAUCUAUUGCUAAUAAAAAUAGUUUCUAGGAAGAUUUGUAAACAACUAUUCAUGAAAUUUUACAUGUACUUGGAUUUUCAGGAGGCGGUAUGUACUUUUGGAUAGAUCCUAAUACUGGAUAAUAUUAUGGAAAUGAAUUUAAAACUAAAUUGUUUAUAACAAAAACUUAUAGAGGAAAAAAAACUAUUCUUUUAACUUCCAAAAACAUAGUAGAAGUUACUAGAAAAUAUUAUAAUUGUCGUUCAGCUGAAGGAAUGUAAUUUGAAAACAAUGAAAAAGAUAGUUCAAUGGGUUCUCAUUGGGAAAGAACUGUUAUUUAUAAUGAAAUUAUGACAGGAACUAAAGUAUUUACUAAUAGUGUUUUAUCGAUAUUUACAAUCGCUCUUCUGAAAGACACAGGCUUUUACCCUGAAGUAAAUGAGAAUAUGGCCGAUAAUAUAUUUUGGGGAAAAGGAAAAGGCUGCGAUUUCUUAGAAAACGCUUGCUAAA